Spathaspora passalidarum NRRL Y-27907 is the source of this 1173-nucleotide messenger RNA. It is a transcript of the gene ERG3, whose product is annotated as C-5 sterol desaturase. The coding region runs from base 1 to 1173 and encodes 390 amino acids. The record is from RefSeq and is a predicted model, not a curated record. NCBI's taxonomy places the organism in Eukaryota, Fungi, Ascomycota, Pichiomycetes, Serinales, Debaryomycetaceae. Gene Ontology annotation, biological process: lipid biosynthetic process. Gene Ontology annotation, molecular function: iron ion binding; oxidoreductase activity. The transcript has a single exon.
AUGGAUCUCGUUUUAGAAGUUUGUGAUUACUACCUUUUCGAUCUGGUCUAUGCUAAGGUUUUCCCUAAGGAUGGAACGGUCCACCAACUAUUAAAGAAUAGCCCUGUUGCUCAAGUCCUCAAUAGUAUACAAUUACCUUUCAGUCUACCAGAAUACGAUGCCUUGUCCGCUAAUUCCACUUUGAGUACAAGUUUCAACAUUUCUUCAUUAGAUGCCGCUACUUCCACUAUUCCAAACUACCUCUUGUACAAACUUGCUACGUUUCAAAACAAGUCGGAAGUUUACGGAGUAACUCCAAAUCUUUUCCCUGCUGGUCCUUACUUUGACAGUUCGUUUUUGGGAAGAUCAAAUACUAUAAGAGAAUGUCUUUCUUUGUUGGUGGUUGCUUCUCUCUUUGGUUGGUUAUUAUACUUUAUUGUUGCCUACUUAUCCUAUGUGUUUGUUUUUGAUAGAAAAAUCUUUAACCAUCCAAGAUACUUGAAGAACCAAAUGGCAUUGGAAAUCCACCGUGCAUCAACCGCUAUUCCAGUUAUGGUUAUGUUGACUAUUCCAUUUUGGAUUGCUGAGUUAAAGGGUCUCUCCUUCCUUUACAUGGACAUUAAUGAAGCUAAUGGUGGUUGGAAAGAAGUUGCCAUGCAAUUCCCUAAAUUUAUCUUGUUUACCGAUUGCGGGAUUUACUUCAUUCACAGAUGGUUGCACUGGCCUAGUGUCUACAAGAGAUUGCAUAAGCCACAUCAUAAGUGGAUUGUGUGUACCCCGUUUGCAUCUCAUGCUUUCCAUCCUGUUGAUGGUUUUUUCCAAAGUUUACCAUACCACAUUUACCCAUUGUUAUUCCCAUUACAAAAGGUUUUCUACUUGGGAUUAUUCACCUUUGUUAACUUUUGGACCGUCAUGAUCCACGAUGGUAACUAUAUGUCCAAUGAUCCUGUUGUUAACGGUACCGCUUGUCAUACUGUUCAUCACUUAUAUUUCAAUUACAAUUAUGGUCAAUUCACCACCUUGUGGGAUAGAAUUGGUGGAUCUUAUAGAAGACCAGAUGAUUCUUUGUUUGUCAAGGACUCCAAGGCUGAAGACGAUAAGAAGUUGUGGAAGGAACAAACUGUCCAGAUGGAGGAAAUUAGAAAUGAAUUGGAAGGUAAGGUUGACGACAGAGAGUAUAUUGAAACUGAUUAG